Molecule: messenger RNA, 3520 nt
Organism: Sinocyclocheilus rhinocerous
Lineage: Eukaryota; Metazoa; Chordata; Actinopteri; Cypriniformes; Cyprinidae
Product: GTP-binding protein 2-like
Exons: 12
Coding region: 205-2022 (605 amino acids)
Biological process (GO): translational elongation
Molecular function (GO): translation elongation factor activity; GTPase activity; GTP binding
Source: RefSeq, a predicted model, not a curated record
GACGAAUGGUUGACGAGUAUUGGAGGCGGGCUUUACUGAGGAGGAUGUAGCUGCGGUCAUGGCUGCCAGACCGCGAAUCUCAGUGCAAUAAUAAAGAAAUGCAUAGUCCCUGUUUGUAACAGAGAAGUGCAUUUUUAGGAUACACAUGUUUACAAUUUUAGUUUAAAACCGUAGAUUUGUAUCUCCUUUAUAUGCGAGCGGGUUAUGGAUGUGCAGGUUGCAAACCAUUGCAGCAUCAAGUCUGCAGCGAAAGCGAGCGUCCCGCAGAAUGCAGCUGAAUGCGGGAUCGACAACACAGCAAAGAAGAAAUCCCGCUCGAGGAGAGGCAGGAGAGGCAAGCGACGGAGGGGCAAGAAGGCCAACGAGCCUCCGCCGUUUCUACCACCGGAGGCUGAAGAGGGAAACAUUGAAUACAAGCUGAAGCUGGUAAACCCCACGCAGUAUCGGUUCGAACAUUUGGCCACGCAGUUGAAAUGGCGACUGCAGGAGGGCCGCGGGGAGGCCGUGUAUCAGAUUGGGGUGGAGGAUAACGGUCUGCUGGUUGGACUCACAGAAGAAGAUAUGAAAGCCUCGCUUAAGACUCUUCGCAGAAUGGCUGAGAAGGUUGGAGCCGAUAUCACGCUCCUGAGAGAGAGGGAAGUGGACUGCGAUAGAGCGCGACGGAAAAUCGCUGAAGUUCUUGUGCGGAAAGUUCCAGAUGACCAGCAGUUCCUGGAUCUCCGUGUGGCUGUUCUGGGUAACGUGGACUCAGGGAAGUCAACUCUGCUGGGGGUGCUGACUCAGGGCGAGCUGGAUAACGGACGGGGCAGGGCCAGGCUCAACCUCUUCAGACACCUGCAUGAGAUUCAAACCGGACGGACGUCCAGCAUCAGUUUUGAGAUCCUGGGAUUUAACAGCAAAGGAGAGGUUGUAAACUACAGUGACUCCCGUACAGCAGAGGAGAUCUGUGAGAGCUCUUCUAAGAUGAUCACUUUUAUUGACCUGGCUGGUCAUUAUAAGUACUUGAAGACCACUAUAUUUGGCCUGACAAGCUACUGCCCAGACUUUGCCAUGCUGGUGGUGGGAGCCAAUACUGGCAUUGCUGGCACAACUAGAGAGCAUCUGGGUCUGGCGAUGGCACUGAAGGUGCCCAUAUUCAUUGUGGUGAGUAAGGUGGACCUCUGUGGUAAAAGCACAGUGGAGAAAACGGUCCGUCACUUGGAGCGAGUGCUCAAACAGCCCGGCUGCAAUAAGGUCCCAAUGGUGGUGUCCAACCCUGAUGAUGCCGUCACGGCUGCACAGCAGUUUGCACAAUCCUCCAGUGUGACGCCCAUCUUCACCCUCUCCAGUGUGUCUGGGGAGAAUCUGAACCUUCUGAAGGUAUUUUUCAACAUUCUUCCUCCUCUGAGCAACAGUAAGGAGCAAGAGGAGCUCAUGCAGCAGCUCACGGAGUUCCAGGUGGAUGAGAUUUACAGUGUUCCUGAUGUAGGAACAGUAGUUGGUGGAACACUGUACAGUGGUGUGUGUCGUGAAGGAGACCGGCUGGUUGUGGGUCCCACCGAUGAUGGGCGGUUCCUAAGGUUGAAGGUGUGCAGUAUCCACAGGAAUCGCUCCGGCUGCCGUGUGCUAAGAGCCGGACAGGCCGCCACACUUGCACUUGGGAACUUUGAUCGCUCAUUACUACGAAAGGGCAUGGUCAUGGUGAGUCCCAAAAUGAACCCUACAAUUUGCUGGCAGUUUGAGGCCGCCAUAGUCCUGCUGUUCCACGCCAAGACUUUCCGCCGUGGUUUCCAAGUCACAGUGCACGUGGGGAAUGUAAGGCAGACCGCCACGGUGGAGUGUCUCCUUGGAAAGGAGGAGCUGCGGACAGGUGAGAGAGCCGUAGUGUGUUUCAGAUUCUUAAAGCAUCCUGAGUACUUGCGCGUGGGAGCCAAGCUGCUCUUCAGAGAGGGGGUGACCAAAGGCAUCGGACACGUGACGCACCUCCUAUCCUCAACCCAGAACCACGUGCCUGAUCAGAACCGCAACCAGAACCACAGUUAGACACAUCGGGAGUAACACCAUUAAUCAAAAGAGGACAUUUGACUGCAUCUGCAAUCGUUUCCUGUCCUUGCCUUGAGUUUGCAUCCCCUAGUUCAAUCGUGCACCUUUCAUUUCCACUCUGUAGAUUUGCCUAUAUUAAUUGCAGAUUUGCCUGUGUGUAAAUGCUCUUGGUUCCUGUGACAUUUGGAGGGUUGAUUAGAGUAUAUGUCUGCUAGGUGUAAUGGAGCUUGGAAACCUCUCCUAUUUUUGCACACGUGCGUGUUUCACAUCUUAAGUUAAAGCUGUCUGACCUUGAGUGAAGCAUUUGGGAGUCGCUAAGUUGGGUAUCUGGAGCAGAUUUCUGCAGGAAUUCCUGCCUGCAGACUGCAUUAUAGAUAUGCGAACAUAAUCAUAGCAUCGGAAAAUUCAUUAUUUCAGCUGUACUAACGUCUUCAGGUCCUCAGUGAUAUUAAAUACAUGACAUUACCCCAGGAGAUCUGACAACACUUUAGGUUUUUUUUUCUUUUUUUUCACAAAGUGUACACCUUGAGACAUAGGUCUUCAACCUUGUUCCUGUAGACCAGAGGUCCUCAACUCUGGACCUCGAGAUCCACUUUCCUGCAGAGUUUAGUGUUUGCGUAUAGCCGAAUACAUAGCUUUUCAAAGUAUACUCCAUUUGAUGGCCAGUUAGUGUAAGAAAAAUUAAAGCCGCAUAUGCGAGUUGAGUGUACAGCAUAUGCACGGUUAGAAAAAUCAGACUACGCACAUACUAUGCUGGUGACGAAAUUUACGUCCACCGCACUGUCUGCAGUGCACACCCCAGUUUACACAUAAUAACCCAAGCUGAGCUAACCACUGUAUGAUUUCUACAGUCCUUUACGAUUGUUGCCUGUCAGUUUGUAUGAUAUACGUUGUAUCUAUGAUUUGUCACAAAGGCUAUUAGUCAGAAUAUGUGAACAUGAUACAUUAAGCGAAAUUGUCUUGAAUGGAAGAACUGUAGCCGAAAUCGUCGAGUAAUGCGAGGCUGGCUGUAGUCACAAAUGGAAACAAGAUUGUGAUGGACAAAAGUAUAUUCCCUUUAAUACGUUGUAGUUUUACAGUUGUUCCAUUAUGAUUGAACGAAAUUGAAAUUUCAAAAGUUGAAAAUGUCUUUCCACAAAUUUUUAGUGAACGAAAAACGGGGCGUAACAUGUUAAUGUUGAAUGAAACAUAAAAUGCAAGACUUUAAUUUAAAUGAAUCGGACAAUCCACAAAUUGUUUUGCAGAAGAUUUACACAUUAAUUUUGUUUAAGGUUCAUGAAUAAAUGACCUGUCUUGUUUUUGUUCACUUGUACCAUUCGGUGCUUUUGUUGGUGUGAUUGAAUAUCGCCCCCUAUCUUCAGGACAGAAGAGGUAACCGAAAGGGAAUUUUUGGAGCUCUAGGUUUGUAGGAACAGUCAGGCAUGAUUGAUUUUUUUUUCACUAGCUUGAUUACAUUGUGCCUAAUUUUAAAUGUAUUUACAGAUGACACAUAUUGCAC